This is a messenger RNA of Ruditapes philippinarum (Manila clam), 7886 nucleotides long. Its product is annotated as protein cordon-bleu-like. Lineage: Eukaryota; Metazoa; Mollusca; Bivalvia; Venerida; Veneridae. Gene Ontology annotation, molecular function: actin monomer binding. The coding region runs from base 1563 to 4928 and encodes 1121 amino acids. The transcript is spliced from 12 exons. The record is from RefSeq and is a predicted model, not a curated record.
ACGUAGUUUUGUUGAAAUAAUGAGGAGUUGAUUACCUGAUAGGAAUACAUAAAUGUUUUACACGUGAAGCGAGUGUUAAAGCCGUGUGUUUAUUGCCCUCCUUCGAACCUUAUGUGUUUUGUACGAUAGAAAGUAUUUUAUGAAAACAAUAAAAUUUACGAGACGGAACAGUUUAAAGUGCAAAGUUUUUUGUAAGGUUGUUCGAUUCAAGUGAUUGAUACAACAGUGUAAAUUGCGUAUCUAAACAUAGCUUUCUAGUGAUCACUUUAUGCCUAGGAGGAAUGUAAUUUUCAUUUAAGAUAUUUUUUUAAUCACAGUUUGACUUAGAAGUUACCAAAUGUAGUGACUUAUGUUGACAAAAUUAUAUUGUAAACUUGAGCAUUGUGAAUGAUUUUGAUGAAGUUUAGAGAUCGUCACUCCUUCCUUACAAAAUGCUUCAAGGAAGUUUAAGAUCUAAGUAUUUGACAUACUUGAGAGUAUUGAACCGAUUUCUGUUGUUUUUAUCCUUCAAACAGUUCGAUGAAUCGUACACUUUAUGAUCCAGUUGUACACUAACUGUGUCAUAACUAGCCGCCAUCAAUGUAAAACUUAACAUCAUAUAAUUAUGAUACAUAUUAUUUAUGCCUGGUGCAGUAUUAGUGACUGCAUUUUUCAUUUCCAAUUUUUUGAAAUUCCGAUCUUUUCAUACAAGUUACGAGAUCAUGCUAGAUAAUAUUUGGUCUUAAAAUUUAUGGUGUCAAAUUUUAUCUGUUCAAGUGUUUUAUCGUGGAAUGGUAACAGAUAUAUUUUCAUUAUUUCAUAAACACUAAUAGCUGUUUGAUGAAGUGUUAGGUGUCGGGGUGGUUUCAAUAAGUGUACAUGCAGUGCCUUCAUUAGACAAGAUUGUCAUAAUAGAUUUAUUGAUUAUAUAAAAUUGUCUCCGUUCCAUUGGAACUGUUUCAACUGUAGUGUCCGCUCUAUUUAAGUUAAAGCAUUCAUAAAAUGUGCGAGACGGAUUGUGAAAUGAUAUCUAUAUAUAUAUCGUUCGAACACAGUUUUAUGUAAAUAUUUUAAUACUUCAAUUAGGGAAAUAUGGAACAAGUGUCAAAUUUUGUAAACAUUUUGUCUAAAAAGUGUAGAUUACUGUUUAUACUUUCAAUGCCGUAGUACGUUUCUUUUACACUAAGACUUGAUGUUGUGAUAAGAUAUAUAUUUUUUAUUAAAUGUCAAUUAUCGUGUUAUUGUAGUAGUCGGACAUUUUCUUUUUAAUGUAAUGGCGACAUUUUAAAUAGAUAAGCAUUUAAAAAUACACGAUUACAGUUGUUUAUUAUUAAUGUUCAAGUGUCAUCUAGAGAAACAAUUUGAAAUAUGUAAAUAAACUGAUGAUCAGGAUCGAGUGACUGAAAGGGAAGUAUGUUGCAAAUACAAUGGAGGUUUAUAUUAGUACUCCGCAUUGGAUAUAAAAAAUCAUACGGGUCAUGAAGUGAAAUGAAAGCGGACACCAGUAAAUUGUCAUGUUUAUCAAAUAUUAAAUCAGGAAUUCCAGUGAAAUAAAAUUUCACCGAACAAUAAUAAACUUAAAGAUGGAUUGUUGUUCUGCCUGGAUGACAUACCGUUUCACGGUUAAUCUACCUCAUAACCAAAAGAAAGUGCUAAGGAUUAGUCCAAAGUUAACACUUGCUGAAGUUCGCCAGCUUAUAUGCAAAGAGAAGAAUUUCGACCCAUCACGAUACGUGUUCUUGUUGCCAAGCAACCCAAACAACUCCCUCGACGACUCUGUGACUGUUGGAGAUCUAAAAUCCAGUGAAAUUAACUUUGUUUCAAUUGGUAUGAUAGAAGCAGCUAGUUCAAGAUCGAUGCCUGACCUAGCAUUUGCAGCAGCACGAUCAAAUAAAGAGGCCAGUGGAACAAGAGAUGAUUCUCCAUAUAUGCCGUCUGCCGGUGAGAAAAAAGCUAAACGUGGCUUCCUAUCUUUCCUUGGGAAGAAAGACAAAAAAUUCAAACCUCAACAGCAUGACAUGGAGAUUGAGGUACAGAGCCGACCUAAGAAGUCUGAAAGUUUUAACACACGACCAGGACGUGAUGCUGAAAGCAAGCAGGGUCGUCCAAAGACAAUGUAUGAUCAAUCAAGUGAACUCGAUCAUUUUGGACUACGAAGAACGACCGGAGAUUUACAUAAAUUUUCAGACAAUGCAGAAUUUCGUAAAAGUACAGGUUCAACUUUGAUGGCUGUGAAUGAAAAUAGUGUUCUUUCGACAAAAAGUGAUACUUUACCGCAGGAGGUAAAUUCCUCGAAACAAAACAAAAGACUAAGCGCAUCUGGCGCACCUCCGAAAAAGAGUGCCAAAAAACGCGCAGCGCCUCCCCCUCCACAAAUGAACAAAGCACAGCCUCGAACUGUUCAAGUGGAAAUAGAUGUGCAUUCUAAACUACCAGAGGAGAAUACAAUAGAAAUACCUACUGAACGUGUUCACUCAAAGAAAAAUCAUUCUAGGAAUAGUUCGGAUUCUAGUGGAUAUCAUGAACUUACAGUCAGCGGUGCCGAGUCACCAGACGCGAACAAAAACGAUAACUUACAGACGACCAUAGAUACAACGUCAAUAGACAGUGCUGAUCAUUUUAAUGGUGACAGUGGAAUUAGGGAUAUGUCACCAGUUAAUCGUAGAAGUGCAAGUAAAGGUACCAAAGAAGGUUCACGAGACUCGAGCUUAGAUAUUGACAAACCGUUAGGUAGAAAGAAGAAACGUGCUCCAUUACCACCACCAGGAAUGACAGAAGGUAGUGUAGAGACUAGUGAGUCUAAAAUAUCACCACGAGGUACUCCACGGGCAGGUACUGAAAAUCAUGCAGAAAAAGCGGAGGAAUUUGAAGCAUUACAAGCUAUGGAAGAAGUUACAAUGAAGUUUAACAUUGACGACUCAGAUGAAGACGAGGAUCUGAGAAUGGUCGAGAACUCCUCGAUACACAGCGAGGAUAUUGAUGUUGAUGUGUCACAUAGACAGAGACCGCCCACAUUUAUAGCCCCGCCUCCUCCAACAGAACCGCCUCCAGAUGAUAUGGAACCAGUCAAUAUAAACAUGGUCGUGAACCAAGUGGAUAAAAUUGAUAUUGGUGUUGGUGAAGACACGACUAGCUCAGGCCCUAACAGUGCAAAGAGUUCACCUAUGUCAAUUCGACGAGGAGGUAGCAGAUCAAGUAAUUCCUCGAUUAACACCCUCGAGGACUUGAGUCUCGCUUUUGCACAAACUAUAGAGGCGGGGGAGGAAGCACUAGGCAUUGAUUCAGAUAAUGAUAGUGUUAAAGAAGAGCUGAAGAGAUCAAUGCCCGAGUUUAAAGAAAGUAUUUCCAAACUGACACAAGAUGGCGCUGAAGACAGUGAGCCGUCAAGUAGGUCACAGGUGUCGGAACAGGCGGAGGAUAGCGAUCAUUCUUUCAUCAUACAUGAUGACGAUGCAGAAGUUACAACAAAGGCGUCUCAGGGUAAUCGAGAAUCGUCAGAGAUUACCUAUGAGUUCACAAUAGAUGCAGUACCAGCUGAUUUCCAGAACAAUGAAGGUGAAGAGGAAGACCAAGGUGUCAUGUUUGAGGAAACCGUAAUUUUACCAGCUGAUCCUAGAGUUUUCGAGCUGGACAGCCCUCGAAGAAUUCCUGACCUUGAUUCACCAAAGGAACAUAAAGUUCUUUCUCUUCCAGAUUAUGAGGAGAUUCCAAUUGAUACAAAUGUGAAAAUCUCUGAUGAUGAAAGUGACGUUGAUGAAAAGCCUGCGGAAGAAGAAAAGCCGAAAGAAAAAGAGGAGUUUGUACUCACUUUUGACGAGUUGUCAAAUGUUGACUUCAGUGCAUCAAAUCCAAAUGAACAAAGGAAACAGCGGAGUGAUUCCAGUGACGUGCCAAAGGUUAAUUAUAGAAUAGAGUUUCGUAGUUCUGCAGAUUUAGAUUAUGAGGCUGAGGACUUAAUUAAAGCUGUCCCAGCAACUGUUGUCAAUGAGGAACCAGUGUUCAGUGAUAAACUUGAAAACUCUGAUUAUGACAGUGGUGCAAAAACAAAGUGUUCAGAACUGAGUUUCUCACCAAACUAUGAAGGGGAGGCAGAGCACAUGCUGGAGGAAAAAUCUAUUUCCAUGAUAAAUCUUCCAGCUGAAAGAACUCCAGUUAAAAAUUCAGGUAGUGAUAUAAGUGGUGCUCCAUCAGAUACAUAUGCUUCUUCCACAAAAAUAUUGUUGUCUGGUUCACCAGCCACAUCUUCGCAUGAAACAACUCCUAGAAAAGAUGAUAGUUUCGAUUCAAACAAUCUUAUGCAAGCACAAUAUAAUCAGAUGCAACAACAGUUUUCUAUGUGGCAGAAUCAGCUUGUUCAGAAUCAAAAACUUUUAGCUUCCCAGGGUGCUUCAGAAAUUUCGACCAAUCAAAUGGCAGGAAAGGACGACCAAUCAAAUUUACAGUUACAACAGCUGCAGUUGCAGAUUCAAAUGCAGCAACAAAUGAUGUUACAAUUGCAACAGAGCAUGCAGGCUUUAGCCUUACAAAACACUCUCCAAACAUUCCCACAAACCAUUAAUCAACCUCUUGUUGCCACGGGAACAUUCCAAACCCAACAAACACCUCCUAGCACACAAAUUUUUACAAAAGACAAUGAAAAAUACAGACCAUCUUCCCCGGAGGAAGAUAGGGGUCAUAUUAAGGUGCUAAGUACUUCAGAACCUCCUGCAGCUCCUGCCGCCCCUCCUCCACCUCCGUCAGUUGUAACCUCAAAACCAAAAUCUUCCAAAGCAGACGCAAAAUAUUCGAAACCCAAGCAGAAGAGAUUUGAGCGGGAAUUAGAUCCGAGAGAACAACUGAUGUUAGAAAUCAGAAACUUUGGCAAAAAACAUCUACAUAAGCCAUCAUAUCACAGGUUCCUGUCAAAGCGACGCACUGGCAUAAAUGAUGAAGAACCAAUCUUUGUGUGAUCUACACUAAAUCAUAAGACUUAAUGUUGGUCAUGUUACCAUGUGUCUGCAUUUUAACGAUGUGUUGAUCAUGUGACUAUGCAAUGAGUAAGUCAUGUGACCAUGCAAUGAGCCAGUCAUGUGACUAUGAAGUGAGUCAUAUAUCCAUCUAUGUGACACAUGACAUUGUAUGUCAUAAGAACACAUACAUUUUAAAAAAAAAAUAUUAAACUAUCAUGUGACCCAACUGAAUGUCAUGUGACCUACCUUUUAACAAGAAGUAUUGCUAUGUACUAUGGAUUAUUCCCGCAUAAAAGCCACCAGAAGAAAAUCAUUGAAGGACGUUGAAAUACGGUGGAGAAAGAUAGGUUGUGAAUAUAGGCCAGUAUAUUGUCAGAAUAAAAUAUAUUCAUUAUAUUCAAUCAAGAAUUUAAGAUAAUACAUGUAAAUGUGAAAAAAUAUUUGUGAAGAACUUGGAACACAAGUACCCGUAUGAAAACAUUUAUCCAGAAAAUUGUGAAGAAUUUUGAAUCUGUGAUGACAUAACUUAAGCAGAACUCAGCAAAAGUAUAAGUGUAUCGACAGAAAAUUCUGAAACUAAUAUGAAAGAAAAUUGGCGAUAAAAUUUGUGAAAAAGUUUAAUAAUGAAUCUUAUUGAAUGGAGUUAAAUAUAGAUCGUCAAGGAAACUAAAGGUCAAGUUAAGGUCACAUCGAAAAAUAUAAUCAUAUCAUAGACUGUUCUACAUUCAGUGGAUUCAUAUCAUAACAUUAUACAUGUACCCAUAUCAUAUCAAGUAUAUCACAUUAACAGUAACAUUUUGUUAUUAUACAAAAAUUACGGACCAAUAAUACUUAUAAACUGCAUUCCAGUUUUGUAAAUGGCAUGGAAAAAGAUAAUUUUUGUGUCUUUUUUAACUUUAUGUACUUUUUGUAAAGGUUUUGCCAAGAAAGUCAUUAUUCUAUUUUAUGAAAUGUGUUGGAAUUUUGCAAAAAAAAAUUCAUGGUAUCAAAACAGAUCAGAAAUAAUUUUCAUUAAAUUUAUAUUUUUGUUAUUUCACUAGACUUGCUAAAUUGGAUUACUUUGUAUUGCCAAUUUAGUUGCAAACAAGGGAUAUAAAUGGACUGUCUGUUCGUAUUUCUUUAGGUUUAGAACAGACAUAAUUUUCUUUUUUUUUCUCAGAGACGGUCAUCCCUGAAUUGUAAAUAUAUAAGAAACAAAAUGACUACCUUUACUUGAUACCUUAACAAACUAUUGCCCUUACAUUCCUGUUUUGGCAAACUUUUUUAUACAUAAUUAUAUAUAUUUUUGUAAUUUCUGGAACAAAGAAUAACCUUAUUGUUUGUUCCAGAUAAUGUUGACAUUUUUUUUUAAUGUUUAAAAAAAAAUUGUUUGUUAACAAAUUUUAAAUGUGCAAUGAAACUGUAUAAGUUGUUACUAACUUGUUAAUACGUUAUAUUUUGUAUACAACUCAUUUUGUACAUAGAUUUAUAUGAAAUUACAAAACACUAUGCAUAUUUAUAAAUAUAUAUAUUAUAUAGAAAAAUAAAGUUUAUUAUAAUAAUCAUGAAAAAAAAAAUCAAUUAAUCAAAUCAAGAAAAAAAUCUCUAUAUUCAUGAAUAUUUUAAUGAUGAUUAUUCGAUUUUAAUUUGUACCUUUGUUCACAAGGGUCUGUGAUUAUCUAUCCAGACCUUAUUUACUCAAUUCUUACUAAAGGGUACCUUUUUAUUGUACAUGUAUAAAUGUUCUGGAAUAAACAAGAUUCUAAUUUAUGUCAAGGUUAAUUUUACUUUAUGAAAAUAAUUGGGGAAUGUAAUUAAUAAAGUAUCUUUGUUUUAAGUUUAAAAGAAAUCAGAUAAUUUCGCUUCAAGUCCAUUCUUUAGAGUUUGAUACCAAAUAAAGAUAUUUUUGUAAAGAACUUAUAGAAUAUAAGAAACUGCCGUAGCCUUGUAUUCAAGCAAUUUUGCAUUCUGUCAUUUGUAAAAAAUGAAAUGAGUUGUAAAGCCAUAUUGUUUAAACAAUUCUUUUUCUGUCUUUUUAUCAGUAUUGAACGGUCUUUAAUUCAUAUAAAACUAUUAUUAAUAUACAAAUAUGUAUACCAUUUCCGAGUAUAGAAUUGUAGGUUUACAAAAUACUUAUCCCAAAGCAGAUUGAUUUUAAUAUUAAAGAUAGACUAACAAAUUAUCAUAUAUAUUGUAUAAUUUUAUGCCAUGUGCAUUCAGAAAUAGAUACAUGUAUUUAAAAUAAUGACAUUUCUUUUUACAGGAAUCAAAAUGUGCUUUUAUUGGUAGAUUUUAUUUUUAAUCCAUUUUUGUAUUAAAGAUUUAACCAAUAUAAUAUUCAUGCAGGCCAGUGUAAGUAAAAUAUUUAUAAAAUGAUAUUACAUAACUAUAUGUUAAAUAAAUAUCAAGAUUUAAUAAGAAGAUAUAAAUAUAUGUAUAUUUUUCUCCCAAAUGAUAUAGAAUAUAUACUCAAAAAAAGAAAGUUCUGUGUUUGGACAUGGCUUUAAUUGAAAUCGUGGUGCGGAUUUGAAAUUUUUGUUUUAAGUUUAUUGAUUACAUGUAUUUUCAAAUAGAAUUUCUAGCAUCUUAAAAAUAUAAAAUUGUUACAAUUAACAUCCAAAAUAGAAAUUAUUUCAAGUGGAUUUAAGAAUUUUUUUAAGUUAAUUGUAAUGAAAAGAAAUGUUAGCUUAUUAGUUUCAAACAAGUUUUUUAAGUCCAUAAAUCACCUUUGCUAAAGUGAGUUUAUAGUAAGGCUGAAACUAUUUGCCUAUAAAAGCUGGGCAUUUCAAAUUAGAUAUUGGAUGGGAUGGAGUGACUUAUUUUAUCCCUCCAAGUUGGCUUAGAGCUAGCUAACUGGUAGGUUAAUAUUCCAAAAUAUACGAAACUAAACUAACUUCAGAAACAGAAUUGAGAAGUUUACACAUUAAAAAUUUUCUGAUGAUUUCAUGUUACAGAAAAAAAAAAACAACAGAAAUUUUA